Molecule: messenger RNA, 3138 nt
Organism: Striga asiatica
Lineage: Eukaryota; Viridiplantae; Streptophyta; Magnoliopsida; Lamiales; Orobanchaceae
Source: the annotation of a GenBank genome assembly
ACCACCUACCAAAAUAUAUACAUACACAGAAUCUGUAUCUAUAUCCCAAUUCCACCGUCUAUUUAAAGCUGCCCCAUAUCUAACCACAUUUCAAAAAUUAGUACAAUAAGACACAAUUGAGUAAAAAAAUCGGUUCAAUUUCACCGCCGGCCGGAGUUUUCACCUUUUUUGUUGUGGAUCAGAUGGCACCAACGACGGAGUUCGGCGUUCACCGGUCGAACGACGGGCUGUGCACGAAGGAUCGAGCCGGCGUGGCGGACCCGCUGAACUGGGCGGCGGCAGCGGCGGGGAUGAAGGGGAGCCACCUGGAGGAGGUGCGGCGGAUGGUGGCGGAUUUCAGGAGGGAGACGGUGAGGCUGGGCGGGGAGAGCCUGACGAUAGGGCAGGUGGCGGCGGUGGCCGCCAGGGGAGGAGCGGUCGGGGUGGAGCUCGCGGAGGCGGCGAGGGCUGGGGUGAAGGCGAGCAGCGACUGGGUUAUGGAGAGCAUGAAUAAGGGGACGGAUAGCUAUGGAGUGACGACGGGAUUUGGAGCGACGUCUCACCGGAGGACCAAGCAGGGCGGCGCUCUGCAAAAGGAGCUUAUUAGAUUCCUGAACGCCGGAAUAUUCGGCCACGGCCCAGACUCCUCCACCCACACCCUCCCACGCGCCGCCACCCGCGCCGCCAUGCUCGUCCGCAUCAACACCCUCCUCCAGGGCUACUCCGGCAUCCGCUUCGAAAUCCUUGACGCCCUCAGCAAACUCCUCAACUCCGACGUCACCCCCUGCCUCCCCCUCCGCGGCACCAUCACCGCCUCCGGCGACCUGGUCCCCUUAUCCUACAUCGCCGGCCUCCUCACCGGCCGCCCCAACUCCCGCGCCGUCGGCCCCGACGGCUCUUCCCUCACCCCUUCCCAGGCCUUCUCCCUCGCCGGCAUCACCACCACCACCACCGCCGGCGCCGCCUUCUUCACCCUCCAACCAAAAGAAGGCCUCGCCCUCGUCAACGGAACCGCCGUCGGCUCCGGCCUCGCCUCCACCGCCCUCUACGAAGCCAACAUCCUCUCCCUCCUCUCCGUCGUCACCUCCGCCAUCUUCGCCGAGGUCAUGAACGGAAAACCAGAAUUCACCGACCACCUCACCCACAAACUCAAACACCACCCCGGCCAAAUCGAAGCCGCCGCCAUCAUGGAACACCUCCUCUCCGGCAGCUCCUACGUCAAAUCCGCCCAAAAACUCCACGAAACCGACCCUCUCCAAAAACCCAAACAGGACCGAUACGCCCUCCGCACCUCCCCCCAGUGGCUCGGCCCCCAAAUCGAAACCAUCCGAACCGCCACAAAAAUGAUCGAACGCGAAAUUAACUCAGUCAACGACAACCCCUUAAUCGACGUCUCACGCAACAAAGCCCUCCACGGCGGCAACUUUCAGGGCACUCCCAUUGGCGUCUCCAUGGACAACACCCGCCUCGCAAUCGCCGCAAUCGGAAAACUCAUGUUCGCCCAAUUUUCCGAGCUCGUCAACGAUUUCUACAACAACGGCCUCCCAUCAAAUCUCUCAGCCAGUCGAGACCCGAGUUUAGACUACGGAUUCAAAGGCUCGGAAAUCGCCAUGGCCGCUUACUGCUCGGAGCUUCAGUUUUUAGCAAACCCUGUAACAAACCACGUGCAGAGCGCCGAGCAGCAUAACCAAGACGUGAACUCGCUCGGGCUCAUCUCGUCGAGAAAGACGGUCGAGGCUCUUGAUAUAUUGAAGCUAAUGUUUUCGACUUAUCUGAUUGCUUUGUGCCAGGCGGUCGAUCUCCGCCACCUGGAGGAGAAUCUACGGCUGGCGGUCAAGAACGCGGUUAGUCAAGUCUGCAAGAAGACUUUGACCAUGGGUGUCAACGGCGAGCUUCACCCAUCGAGGUUUUGCGAGAAGGAUUUGCUCCGAGUCGUCGAUCGUGAGUAUGUAUUUGCCUACGCGGAUGACCCGUGUAGCGGGACUUACCCGUUGAUGCAGAAGCUAAGGCAGGUGCUUGUGGACCACGCGCUGAAAAACGGGGAGAUGGAGAAAAACGAGGGGACGUCGAUUUUCCAAAAGAUUCGGGCUUUUGAGGAGGAGCUUCGGGCUGUGUUGCCUAAGGAGGUUGAAGGGGCGCGGGCUUUGGUAGAGAAGGGAAGCCCGAUUGUGGGGAAUCGGGUUAAGGAGUGCAGGUCGUAUCCUUUGUAUAGGUUCGUGAGGGAGGAAUUGGGGGCCGAGUUUUUGACGGGCGAACGGGUGGUUUCGCCUGGGGAGGAGUGCGAUAAGGUGUUUGGGGCUUUGAGUGAAGGGCUUAUUGUGGAUCCAUUGCUGGAGUGUGUUGAGGGAUGGAAUGGAGAGCCUCUUCCAAUAUGCUGAAAAUUGGACUCUGUUGGGUUUACUGUUGUGUUUUUUAUUUUAUUUUUUGGAAUAAUGUGUCUUGUUGAUGAUGUUGUUGUUGUUGUAUUUGGUGUGAAAUUGGGAAGAAGUUGUGGCUGUGGGCUGUGUGUCUGUGUGUUGUUUGCUAUAUGUCUAUGUAACUUGAGUUACUAAAUGUACAAAAAGAAAGUGAUGAGAGAAUUGAAGUUGGUGGGAUAUUGUGUUGGUUGAAUAUCAACUAUGAAGUGGUUGUGGAAUGAGUACAGUAUACUAUUGGUAAGAAGACAGUGAGUGUGUUCAAGUUGUGAGGUUCCAUCAGAAAUUUCUUGCUCAUUUGAACCUUUUCUUUUAAUGCUUUCUUUGGGACACAAUAGUGAACUGUCAUAUGAUGGGAACAUUUAUGAUUUAACACCACAACUAUUAAAUAGAAGCCCAAAAUUUUUAGAUGGUCUUUUCACUUGUUUGGGAAGAGGGAACUAUACAAUUUCACCAUUUUUAUAAAAAUAAUUUAUGAUAUAACAUCCCAAAUCAGCUGAUUGAGUUACACGCUCUCGAUUAUGGUUUAUAAAUCCAGAUUAGUAAUUCUCAGUUAAUAUGAGGUUGCUGGAUGGGUUAGAUGUUGGGUGGUACACAUUGUCCUAAGAUUGUGGUAGUUGAAUUGUGUGGAGGUAGUUGGGAUGACCUUUUCUAUGACAAUAGCUUGAGCAAUAAGGUAUUAGUAUUUUGGAGUUUUGUGUUUUCUUGUACCAGAGUGUUUUGGUAAUAAAUUGUUUCAUCUAUU